AUGGCAGAAACUAGGUCAUCAAUUCAGAAUUUGGAGAUACAGGUAGGUCAGCUAAGCAAGAGGAUACCCGAGGCUCCCUCCAAUACUCUUCCAAGUAACACCGAAGUAAAUCCAAGGAAAGAGUACAAGUGCGACACUAUGGAAGCUGAGGCUGAACCUAAGGAGGCGCCUGCUACUGAGGAACUGGAGGAGAACAAGGCUCAGGAGGAGACUGGGGGUGCCACCAUGCACGUCCCUAUGGAAAUGAAAGAGCCUAAAGAACAAUCCUCUCCAAACGUGCAAAAGGAGCCUGAGGAUGAGCAACUUGCUCAGUUCUUGGCAAUCCUCAGGAAGCUGCAAGUCAAUAUCUCUUUUGGAGAGGAGUUGGAGAAGAAACCCCCUUAUAUGGCCUCUUUAAAAAAUGCUAUCGCUGAAAAGACAACCCAGAACGGAGAUGAGAUGGUGGUGCUGACCAAUGAAUGCAGUGCCCUAGUACAAAAGAUGCUACCUCAGAAGAUGCCAGAUCCUGGAAGCAUCCUUAUUCCCUGUACUAUUGGGACCAUCACCUUUGAGAACGCACUGUGCAACCUGGGAUCAAGCAUCGAUCUUAUGCCUCUCUCUAUGAUGAGAAAACUGGGAAUCCAAGAGGUACAUCCCACCAAGAUCUCACUGGAGAUGGCAGAUAUGUCCCUGAAACGGGCAUAUGGUAUGGUGAAAAAUGUCCUUAUUAAGGUUAAAUACCUUUACCUCCCUGCAGACUUUGUGAUACUUGACAAUGGGGAGGAUAGAGACAAUUUCAUCAUCCUUGGAAGGCCUUUUCUAGCUACUACAAAGGCCUUGAUAGAUGUAAAAAAAGGAGAGCUGAUCUUGAGGCUUUGGGAGGAUCAUAUCCUGUUUAUGAUUUCUAACCCUUAUUCCCUCUUGGAUAAAGGAGAUACUAUUGUGCAACACUUAGUGUUCCAGCCUUCUCUCUUGAUACAGAGCCCCUGA
Messenger RNA from Arachis ipaensis, 969 nucleotides. The record is from RefSeq and is a predicted model, not a curated record. Lineage: Eukaryota; Viridiplantae; Streptophyta; Magnoliopsida; Fabales; Fabaceae.